Gymnodraco acuticeps is the source of this 2990-nucleotide messenger RNA. RefSeq names its product transmembrane protein 65-like. Gene Ontology annotation, biological process: regulation of cardiac conduction; cardiac ventricle development. The record is from RefSeq and is a predicted model, not a curated record. Lineage: Eukaryota; Metazoa; Chordata; Actinopteri; Perciformes; Bathydraconidae. Bases 271 to 1056 code for a protein of 261 amino acids. Gene Ontology annotation, cellular component: mitochondrion. The transcript is spliced from 8 exons.
GGCUGAUGACGUUUCCUCCCAUCGCCUCCUACCAUCCUGUCAGCCAGAGGUUACAGCAGCCGGGAAAACGCUCGCAAAUAUGUGAUAUUUCCUCAAACACUGCUGCCAGUUUAGUGUUUCAGGUAUAUUUUUUGUUCGGGUAUCUACAAAACUUCACCGCUGGUAAAAAGGAAACGUAUUCUCCGCAGCAGCUUCAAGGUUUCUUGUGGAGGUUGUUGGACGGGACAGCGGGACCAUCGACUGAGGUCUCCGGAGCAUUAUUCUACCCCCAUGCCCGCCGCGAUGCUGCCCUGUCUGCGCUCCGUCCUGCGGCCCACCCUCUCUCUGAGAGCCGGGUCUGCGUUGGCCACAGCCGGACUCAGCAGCCACCAAACCCCCGCUAUAGCGUCCUGUGCACGGAGCACCUCAGAGCCUGCUCUCUCCAUGCUGGGGCAGCGGAGGCACCUGGGCACACACCCGUUGAGGGAGAACGUGGACCCUCUCGACUCUCCCCGGGGAGCCAAGGAGUUUAUUUACACUCUCCAUCCCACCGAGAGGAGCUGUCUGCUCCGAGAGCUGCACAAGUUCGAGUCCAUAGCCAUCGCUCAAGGUCAGAUUGAAGUUUCAGCACCUACUUCAGCAGAGCUCAGAUAUAUUCUGCUGCACAACGCUAUCCCUUUUGUUGGAUUUGGAUUCCUGGAUAACUGCAUUAUGAUCGUAGCUGGAACACAUAUUGAGUUAUCCAUCGGAGUGAUCCUCGGCAUUUCAACUAUGGCAGCUGCUGCUCUUGGCAACCUGGUGUCUGAUCUGGCAGGACUAGGGCUGGCAGGUUAUGUGGAGGCGUUGGCGUAUCGGCUGGGAAUGAAGAUUCCUGACUUAAGCCCCAAACAGGCAGACAUGUGGCAGACCAGAGUCAGCUCUCAUGCGGGCAAAGCCAUCGGUGUUGCCAUCGGCUGUAUCCUUGGCAUGUUUCCUCUUUUCUUCUUCAAGGACGAUGAUGAGAAGAAGAAGAAGAAGAAAGGCAAGGCGGAAGCGAAGGAGGAAACACAACCACCUCCUGCUCCAACAGAAGACUGAAGCUUACAUCUCCACGGAGAGAAAUACUAUUUGAAAUCCAUUACAAUACUUUAAAGUGGGACUGAUUGCGCUUGUCUGGUGGACUGCAGUGUAUGAACAUGUCUUUGAACCAUUACAGACUAAUCACUGGGUACUUUACAAGACCCAGUCAAACUAAAGGUAUUCAAAGGAUGGUUUUAGAUAUUAUUUCAUUGUAGACUUUGAACUUGAGCACAGGGACAUGACUGUCUCUUGAAGAGACAAUAAAUGAUUGAUUCAUUAGAGUGCUGCUACUCCAACUGUAACACCGUAACCUCCUCUUCACUGACCCACAUGAGCUGAAACUAAUUAAUGUUAAAACACACGGCAGUGACCUCUUCCCCUCCUUCCAGGCUGUUAUACAAUCAUCUGACUAGAGAUGGCUAGAUGGAAGGUAGAUGCACAAAGCUUUUUGACGUUGAAGGUUCCUCAUAUAAUGUCUGAAACCCUCAUCUGAAUUCAUGGAGGAAUACUUAACAAAGAGGCAUGCCAAUGUCUUUAGUCAGCAGUGUUACACUUAUUGUUAAUGAGUAUUUGAAGGUAAUGAGCCAAGGAAUAUUUUUGCAUAUAAAGAUGCACCCUUUCAUCAAGUACAUUACUCUUCUGUCUUACAAGCAUGUCUGCCUUUUAAUGAUAACAAUGUCUUAAUAAGUCCUGCCUGCCUCAUUCACACUCCAUGACAACCAGUCAGCUGCUUUUUGUGAAAAUAAUCAGUACUUGUUUAGAUUUGUAUGUUUCUUGUUGAUGACAAACUUUAUAUUGAUCCCUCAAAUGAGUAACAUGCACCCAAUUUCCCCAUUUAUAAUGAGUGUUACAAGGUAGAUGCAGUUUGUUUCCUAUCUCAGAGGAGUUGAGCAGAAAGGAGACGAACACAGAGAGCAGCCGUCCUCUGGCUCCAGUACCACCCGAUUCAUCUCCUCGCCAACCUGCAGCUGAACCACAACUCACUCCCAGAGCAGCUUCUGUCCUGCAAGGGCAGCCUAGAACAUUCAGCCCAGUGCAUAGUUUCAAUUUGACUUCAAAGUAAAUAAGAAGAUUGUUUCCCUGUUUGUUUUCUAGAUGCUUUUUAAUUCCAACACUAUUUCACUUCUAUCCUAUAUAAUAUUGUCUCUGCUCUGCUGCCCCCUUCUGGCUGAAAUUCAGAGAAAGUUAAGUUUACUGUCAUUUAGCAUAAGCAUUUAUUUUUCUGUUAGUAUUAAAGCCUCUCAUGUCUCGCCUGUAAGUUCCACCGGCUAUAAGUAACCAAAUUAUCGCCAAAACAUUCAUUUGUCAUAUUUCUCAAUGCAAGUAAUCUGCAUCAUUCAUCAGACAUGAAGACAGGUUUAUUCGGACACAUUUGAUGAGACACCUCCAUCCAUCCAAGUCUUCAUUCAGCUGUCACGGAGUUCCUAAUGUACCUUUUGAAUGUUGUGUUUGUCACCAGGUUGCUCAGCUCAUCAGAAAUGCAGUCACUUGUUUAUAGCAUUGAAUCUGUUUGCAAGUUGAAGAAAUGAAAGGAAGCUGCCACAUGUCACUCUCUGGAAAACUUGCAGAAAAUGUAUUUAUUUUUGUUAAGAUAUUCAGACUUGUAUUCAUAAAAUGUUCUCACUGUAUGUUCUCUUUAUCUGGAAGGAAAAUGUUAAGAAUAGAAAAUAUUUGUCGGCACACAAACCUUUGUUAGUAUAUUUUCAGCAGCAUUAUACAACAGGAAGGACUUCUAAUUCAACCGACUCCUCUCUAUGGUACGGUCCAUAACUAACUUUCUGAAGACUGACCCUGUCUGAGAUGUUCUAGUUAUUUAUUAUGUGGGUAACAGUGAUCCUUAACAGUGAUAGCAAUGAAGAAAAGAACUGAAGAUAUUUAUGUAGUUAGGGUUUUUGAUCUGAUUGCUUGAUUUCCACCCUGCAUGCACUGCUAAUAAAAGAAACAGAAGUGUA